This is a messenger RNA of Gasterosteus aculeatus aculeatus (three-spined stickleback), 1049 nucleotides long. Its product is annotated as lecithin retinol acyltransferase. Gene Ontology annotation, biological process: retinol metabolic process; vitamin A metabolic process. The record is from RefSeq and is a predicted model, not a curated record. Gene Ontology annotation, cellular component: rough endoplasmic reticulum. NCBI's taxonomy places the organism in Eukaryota, Metazoa, Chordata, Actinopteri, Perciformes, Gasterosteidae. Gene Ontology annotation, molecular function: phosphatidylcholine-retinol O-acyltransferase activity.
UCCGGCAACUUGGCAGCACACUGCCGUCAUGUUUCUGUACCAGCUGCUCAGCCUUUUCUACGUGGCCUCCGAAAAGGAGGAGGACUCCAAGUAUGACCUGUCCCUUUACAAGCGUGGCGAUUUACUGGAAGUCCCCAGGACCUUAUUCACACAUUUUGGCAUCUACCUGGGGGACAACCGCGUGGCUCACCUCAUCCCGGACAUCUUGCCCGUGCUUUCUAAGGAUACGUCUGCCAUCGCCAAGGUGGUAACCAACAACCGCCUGCUGCUGGGGGCCAUCGCCAAGGUGGCCAGCGUCCGAGUGGACUCGGUAGAGGACUUUGCGUACGGCUCGGUGAUCCUGGUCAACCACAUGGACAAAGUGUGCAGCCAGCCCCCGUUGGACGGGGACGAGGUGGCCAGGAGGGCGCAGAAGUUCCUGGGCUCGGUGACGUACAGCCUGCUGUGGUACAACUGCGAACACUACGUCAUGUACUGCAGAUACGGCAUGGCCAUCAGCUACCAGACGUACCAGUUCUGCAGAGCGGUGCGGAAGAUUGUGUGCAGCCGGACGAGUGCCUCUCUGACUGCGCUGUGUGGCGUGGGGGUCACGCUGUGCGCCGGCUGCUUGACCCCUCUGACGCUCGUACCGACCCUGUUGGUCUCCUUCACCAUCUGGAUGGCGGCCUGACGGCCUCGGGUGGAACAUUACCGGGAAAAUAAAAGGUUUUCACUGCAAUAAUAACGUCGGUAUUUUAGCUUUUUACCUUUUGGGGAUUGUGGUAUUUUUUAUAUCUUAAUGGAUGUUUUAUUCUUCUUUGCCUUGAUAGCUUUCUCCAAGUAACAUCUAGUCUCUAUUUAACAGUGAUCUCAUUAAACUGUAACGGAUAGAAUGUAAAUAGAAAAAGAGAAGAGAGGGAGAGGAAAACAUGAUGGACGUUCCCUUUUCAGUGUUAUAUUCUUGGACAAAGUGCAAUAAGUUUCUUAUUGGAAUACACUCAAAUUUGUAUAUAUCGUAAACCACAAAUCAGAUGUGUUUGUCGGCCCAUUAAAAAUAUAUUUCUACGAGC